AGUUGUGUUUUGACGCUUUUCAAUUAACGAAGCUCAUUUUGCGGUGUGCGAACAGCGUUUAUAAUUUGUUCGAAUUCAUUCUAUCCAUCAUCCGAGCUGAGGACCAAGCGCCAAGCGCCUCCCUUCCGAUCUCAUCCGUUUCCGGCUGCUGUUGUUCGGUUUUAUUUAGUUUACCAUAAUGAAAUUGCUGAUCCUAGCCGCUUGCAUUGCCCUGGCCAGUGCUGCCCCCGAAUACUACGGAGACCACGGAUAUGCCGACCAUGGCUACUCGUACGCGUACGCUCCUGCCGCUCCGGUGGUGAAGUAUGCCGCUGCGCCGGCACCGGUUGUGCAGGUGGUGCACGCUGCUCCCGCCGUCCAUGCUGUAGCUCCCGCACCCACGAUCGUCAAAGCAGCCGUUCCGGCCGCCACCAGCUACGCUACCAUUCACCAGGUGCACGCCCCGGUGGUUCAUGCUGCCCCGGUUGUCCACGCUGCACCGGCCGUCGUCAAGUACGCAGCUCCGGCCCCGGUAGUGUCCUACGUACAGGCUCCGGCUCCGGUGGUUAAAUACGCCGCUGCACCGGCCUACGUGCAUGCUGCCCCUGCUCCGCUGGUCAAGUACGGUGGCUACCACGGAGGAUACCACGGAUGGUAACGGGGCGGAAGGGCUAACACGAUCCACAAACAAACGCAAGCAUCACUCAACAAUCACUCAGACUAACACCGCCAGUGCUCAGACUACAGAACCUUUGCCAUCUUAGUUUAGUUAAUGUUAUGCUCUUACGGAACGUUGUGUUUCUACUGUCACCGUUUUGGUUUUUUAUUUUCAUCGAUAAAAACCUUCUUUUCUUUGAGUUUUAAUUUUUAGUUUCUAGCGGUUAUAUUUUCGUAGGGAGUAAUAAAGAUGUUGAACCAAAUUGUAAUUUUUUUUAUCACAAUUUUAUUCAACCGGUUCGAUCCGGUGCGUCCUAUGAAUCCAAAGCGAAAUCAGCUUGAAGAAGUGACUGAUUACACAGUGCAACAAGUUUUGAGGUAGAAUUACGUCUCUCACGAAGUUCGUCUACUAAGAGAUGUAAAAUGAAAAACUGAAAACGAAAAAGGUGUUGAAUAUGUCCAAUUUCAAAAUCUUUUAUGCAUUCACCCAAA
Wyeomyia smithii (pitcher-plant mosquito) is the source of this 1128-nucleotide messenger RNA. RefSeq names its product cuticle protein 16.5-like. NCBI's taxonomy places the organism in Eukaryota, Metazoa, Arthropoda, Insecta, Diptera, Culicidae. The transcript has 2 exons. The record is from RefSeq and is a predicted model, not a curated record. The coding region runs from base 179 to 637 and encodes 152 amino acids.